Durusdinium trenchii is the source of this 1239-nucleotide messenger RNA. The record is from the annotation of a GenBank genome assembly. NCBI's taxonomy places the organism in Eukaryota, Dinophyceae, Suessiales, Symbiodiniaceae.
AUGCGACGGGUGUACCCUCAAGUGCUACAAUCAGAGCAAACAGUACAGGAGCUUCGCUCUGAAAUUGAAGAAGUAGAAGUGCAGGCUCAGGAGAGCCACACCGAACUGAAUGAACGUACACGGGAGAUUCAAGACUUGAGGAGCUCAUUGGGUUCCGUGGAGCGUCGCAAAGCUGUUCGAAAGGAUGCCAUCUCUAUUUCCAGAGCGAAGAGUCGCAGAUUUGAAGAAGAAAUGGAAGCAACUCGCUUGGACCAAGAUCGCCUCUCAGAGCAGCUCCAGAGCUAUCUCCAUGAAAACGUCGUUGAUGAAAACUUGUUGGCAAGAGCUGCUGAAGAGAGACGUCAUGUGCUGGAGGAGACCAAACGCAAUGAGCUUGUCGUUCAGAAGAGCAUGCAACGAUCGGGAGGGAUACAGCUGCAGUGCUUGGGGACGAAUGCAGAUCUUGAAAAGGUUGAUCUGGAGAAUGACAGCCUGGAGGAUGAGUUGUCCGGAGCAGAAUUUCAUAGCUCAAGGCAGCGCCUCUACCUUGCAAUGGAAGAGACUGAAGCAUCGACUCAGUUUCACAAUACCUGCGAGGCGAAGGCCGCAAAUGUUCAAAGCCAUAGACAAGUGGACAAUUUAGAAGAAACCCGGCACUCGCUGGAAAAGCGCUUGCGGGAGCUGGUGGAUGCAAUGCAUGAAGGAGACUCGUUGGCGGUAGAGCUGGCUAAGGCUGGAGAACAUGGCACAUCUUUGCAGUUCUAUUUGAGUGAGAUGUACAACAUGGUGCGCGAGAGAGGUGAAGUCUUAGAGGGAGUUUGCAGUUCUCAUGCAGAACUGAGACAAACUCUAGAAGAGUCUGAGCAACAGGCAUGCUUGGCGCAAGAGGAAGCAAAGCAGCUCUCAUCCGACAGAGAUGUGGCACAUGCAAGAUGCCAGGAGGAGCAAACGGAGUUUGCAACUGCGGAAGCGAAGAUGUUUCAUGCGGAAAGCCAGCUUGAAAGUGAGCAUGCUGAAGCAGACACACACUUACAACAUGCCAAAGGACAACGCGCCACUGCCUCUGAACGAGUUGACCGAAUGACGGAGAACACGAACAAUCUGAAGGGUCAAUUGCAAAGUCUCCAGGACGAGACCAAGCAUUUGCAAAGCAGAAUUGCCUUCUUUGAAUCAGACACUAGCGACUUGAAAGCACAGAAUGAGAAUCUAGAACAAACCAUUGAAGAAACCAAGAAGAAAAUGAAUUGUGUCAUCUCGUAA